Molecule: messenger RNA, 700 nt
Organism: Acaulospora morrowiae
Lineage: Eukaryota; Fungi; Glomeromycota; Glomeromycetes; Diversisporales; Acaulosporaceae
Source: the annotation of a GenBank genome assembly
GUAAUUGAUCAAUCUUCAGUCUGCGAAGCAGGAUACUCUGUAUCUAAUAGCACCUCCAACAAAAUGGAAAAUUCUGACUCACGGAGUGAGGUUGCUAUCGCAUCUGAACCCAGUAGCCGGAGGUUAUCUCACGCUAAUGUUUCGGCAUCUGAUAUAUCCGACAAUAUUUCAAAUCCUGAUAUAUGUCAUGAGUCCCCAUCCCGAUAUCUCGCAUCACCUAUUCGCACAGAGACUGUUGCAGAGCAACGUCAUUACCAUGACAAAUCAUCAGAGGACAGGGAGAUGGACGACUUUCAUGAUUCAGUAUAUAAGGAGAGAGUUAACAAAGAGAUAAUUCAGAGCAUCGGAAAAAAGAAAAUUCGGGAUCAAGAAUCACUUACAACACUUCCUGAAGAGGAAAGGCCUCAAGACCUCAACUUGGAUGCUCAGUCACGCAAUAACACAUCAUCCGAAGUAUCGGCUAAUUCAGAUGGUAGUAAAUUACCUCCAGAAGGCAAAAUAUGUAGCGAAACAAAUUCAAAGUGCAAGAAAAGUGUGGGCAAGCUUAAGCAAGAAUUAUUUACCCCUGAGUUGUCUUCACAAGAACCAUCAAUAGAAGAAUAUCAUACGACCGAAAUUCCCGAGACAUCAUGUCCUGGAAAAGUUACUUCUGGUGACAAUUCUAGCAUUGAUGAGGCCUCACAACAUCUAGCUCAGUUAU